UACGACUUAAAAAAAUCAACUAACUUUUAGUUUUUACUCAGCUUUUUUGAAAUCAGUAAAACCGAUUAUUUACGGUUUUAUACGCCCAUUAGAAUACACAAUAUUAUUAUGUACCUCAAUACGCUAUAUUAACGUACGAAAUUAAUAACUAUUUUGUUAUCAAAACGAGUUAUCUACCGUAGAUAACUCAAUACUGUUUUUUUUGUUAUUAUUAUUAUUAUUAUUAUUAUUUACAGUAUGUAACAAUGUGAUUUAUAGGUAAGUAAUGGGUAGGUUUAGAAGUGCUUCUUGACAUGGUCCCGAACAGCUAUUUUUUCAAAUUUACGAUUUCAUAAAAAUCCUCGUACAACAAACAGCGAUGAACUCUUUUCCGCCACGAACUGCUACGCUUUUGUACGAACUGGACAAAAAGCUCAUGGUUCUUUUACGUGAUGGUAGAACACUUAUUGGAUACUUACGAAGCGUUGAUCAAUAUGCCAAUUUAUUGCUUCAGCAAACAGUUGAGCGCAUACAUGUGGGUAAGAAAUUUGGUGAUAUACCCAGAGGUGUGUUUUUGGUGAGAGGAGAAAAUGUCGUUUUACUCGGGGAAAUAGACGCCCUAAAAGAGGCCGAUCAGAUGUUUGAAAGAGUGUCGAUAGGAGAUAUUUUAGCAUUACAAAAACAAGAGCAAGAUGCCAAGAUUGAAAAGGCUAAAUCUAUUGAACGGUCUUUGAAAAGAAGAGGUAUGCGAUUUCCUCCUGACCUUGUUCAAGAUGAUUUUCUUUGAUUAACAUGAUAAAUUUGCAAAAGUAAACAAUCAACAAAUAGUGAUACUUUAAUGUUUUCCAAUUUUGUAGAUUUGUUAAUUAUUUUAACUUUGAAUUCUAACAAAUUAGUAACUAAAGGCUGUCAAAAUAUUUACAAUUAUAUUUUUUAUUUAAAUAGUAAGAGUAAAAAUUGUUAGUAUCUUUUAUUAAUUUACCUAAUAAUAAAAACAUGGUGAUUUUUAUAUUUUACGCAAUGACAAGGAAACCAACUUUUUUCAAUUAUGUGUUUCAAACCAUUUUUUUGGAACAAUUAAAGAUCUUAAAAAUGUUUAUGUUACCGCUGUGUUGUUUGGAAAUUUAAUGCGAAUGGUAUAUAGUGUAAAGUGUAAAUCAUUAUACUGUUAACUUAUUCCUUGUAAAUACAAGCAAACUGUGUAAUGCAAGAAAAAAUUUUGAUUUUUAGUUCAUUUGUCAUUAAUUUUUUAUUUUUUUUAUUCAACCUUAAUAAUUUACAUUAAACAUUUCAUUUGUCAUUAAGUCAUUAAUUUUUUAGUAAAUAGAUUUGCUAAAUUUUUUUUCUCCAAAGUUGUCAGUAUUUAGCAAAGAACGGCAAAGCUAUUUCUUAAAAGUAUAAACAUUUAUAUUUGAACAUAAUUCUAAUGACCUAGAUUAAAACUUUAAAUUGUCAUAAUAUAUAGCUAUUUAGAUUCUAAUAAUUACAUACAGGGUGGAUCAUGAGUAUGUUUUUGUUUUUUUUUUUGUUUAUAGAGGGCUUUGAUUUUGUAUACUAAACUAUUGAGUCAUUUUUUUUAUCGGUUUUAAGUUUAAUUUAUUAAUAACCAUAAAAUUUGAUUCUAUAAAAGUAUUUAAAUAUGUAACUUAUUAUAUUACUGAAUACAAAUUAAAUCUGUGUUGCUUGAAUAGUUUAAUAUUUUUAUAAAAUAGAUUUUUAAUUUACUUUUAUGCAACUGUAAAAAUGUAAGCUUAUGGAAAGUCUCCUAAAUUAAUUGAUAUGCAUUUAGUCUAUUAUAAGUUUAGGAGAUUUCAUUUUUCAGAACGGCUUAUUACAUAACUUGAUACAAAACCCACCCAAAACAUAACUGCAACUGCCGUAGGGCUGCAUUUAUGGCUGCUAAAAUAAGGUAUACGUUCAAUUUUAGAAUUUUGUACUUAAGUACCUUCUAUUUUUGGAAUCAUUCAUGUUCAUUUUAUUAGUUUCUACCUGUAUAUUUUUGUACCACAAUUUAUAAAAUAUAACUUUCUCUAAAUGCUAAGAACAAAGAUAUUGCAGUUAAAAUAUUAUGAGUUACAUUAUUUACUAUGUCAUAUUGAUUGCUUAUUAUGUUUCCUAUUUUAUUUUUGUUGUAAUAAAAUCAUAAUAUAGAAUACAUUAUAAUACAAUCAGAUAAUACUGCAACUAUCAUCAUCGUAUAUUCGUAUAUCAUCUAGAAAAAAAAAGAUUGUAAGUGUUCAAUUUUGUAUUUAGUGAAAUUAGAAAAAACUUUGUCUCAAAAUAGAUUUUAGAAUAUUUAUAUAUAAAUACUAUGUUUGUAUAUUACUUAUGUUAGUUUUUUUUUGUGUCUGAGAAAAUGUCAAGUAGAAAAACGAAUAAAAAUGCAAUAAUUGU
This is a messenger RNA of Metopolophium dirhodum (rose-grain aphid), 2373 nucleotides long. It is a transcript of the gene LSm1, whose product is annotated as U6 snRNA-associated Sm-like protein LSm1. Gene Ontology annotation, biological process: deadenylation-dependent decapping of nuclear-transcribed mRNA. Gene Ontology annotation, molecular function: RNA cap binding. The record is from RefSeq and is a predicted model, not a curated record. The coding region runs from base 359 to 766 and encodes 135 amino acids. NCBI's taxonomy places the organism in Eukaryota, Metazoa, Arthropoda, Insecta, Hemiptera, Aphididae. The transcript has 3 exons. Gene Ontology annotation, cellular component: P-body; Lsm1-7-Pat1 complex.